AUUUUGUCAGCAGCCACCGAGCAUGGGUCCCUCUGGUAAUAGAAUAGCCAAUGUAAUUUGACACUUCAACUUACUGCGCUCUCUCCGAGUCUAUUCAGUUACUCACCCACUGACGUUGAGCCCGUUCUCAGUGGCCAAGAAAAAAGGGGGGGGGACGAUAUUUAAAAAACAAGAAGCCGAGAAUUAACCGAGGACUUUUCUGCGGCUGAACAACCCGGGACAGAAACAAGAGGCGCUGAAGUGUUUCCCCUCCUGGUGUGUGAAUGGGUGGGGGGGUUCUUGGUGGUGAAGAAUCCAGAGUUGAAGUCAACACAGAGCGCUGCAGUUUAAUGGCUGGCAGGUAGAGGCCGAAGAGGGACAAUCAACAUGAACUCGAUUCCGUCGAUGGACAGACACAUACAGCAGACCAAUGACCGUCUGCUGUGUAUCAAACAGCACUUACAAAAUCCAGCAAAUUUCCAAACGGCAGCGACUGAGUUGCUGGACUGGUGUGGCGACCCCCGAGCCUUCCAGCGCCCCUUCGAGCAAAGCCUGAUGGGAUGUCUAACGGUGGUCAGCCGUGUAGCAGCGCAGCAGGGCUAUGACUUGGACCUGGGCUACCGGCUCCUGGCUGUGUGCGCUGCCAACAGGGACAAGUUCACUCCAAAAUCAGCAGCUCUUCUGUCCUCGUGGUGCGAGGAGCUGGGACGCCUACUCCUCCUCCGUCACCAGAAGAACAGGCAAAACGAGCCUCCGGGAAAAGUGCCCAUGCAGCCCCCAAUGAGCUCCAUGAAGCCCGGCCUCUCGCACGGAGAUGGAUCUUUUCCCUACGACUCUGUUCCCUGGCAACAGAACACCAAUCAGCCUCCAGGUUCUUUGUCCGUGGUGACGACGGUCUGGGGUGUCACCAACACGUCACAGAGCCAGGUGUUGGCGAAUCACAUGGCCAACAACAACAAUCCAAUGAAUCCAGGGGGCAACCCGAUGGGCUCGGGUAUGUCGGGCAACAAUCCCGGGAUGAACUCUCCUCAGUUCCCCGGUCCUCAGCAGCAGUUUCCAAACAAAGGCAACGGAAACCAGGGCUACAUGCAGCAAGGCAUGUACGGACGACCCAACUACCCCGGAGGAGGAGGCUUUGGUGGCAAUUACCCCGGAACCAACACUGGCCCUGGAGGAAUGGGCAUCCCCCCUCACUCGCGUCAAACAUCGGACUUCAGCCAGCCUGCUGCUGCUGCCGCUGCCGCCGCAGUCGCUGCUGCUGCAGCCACAGCGACUGCCACUGCCACAGCCACCGUAGCCGCCCUGCAGGAAACCCAAAACAAGGACAUGAACCAAUACGGACCGUUGAGUUCCUCUUUUCAGAUGGGACCAAACCAGGCGUACAACAGCCAGUUCAUGAACCAGCCAGGACCCCGUGGCCCUCCGUCCCUCCCCGGGAACAUGGGCGCAGGCAUGAAUCCGUCAAACAUAAGCGGGCCUCCGAUGGGAAUGAACCAGCCCAGGGGCCAAGGUAUGGGACCUUUCGGAGCCCAUGGCCAAAGAAUGCCCCAGCAAGGCUAUGCAGGACCCCGUCCUCAAGGCAUGGGUAUGCAGGGCAUGAAAAGACCAUACCCAGGGGAGCCAAACUAUGGUGGGCAGCAGUAUGGACCAAACAACCAAUUCCCUAACCAGCAGGGGCAGUACCCAACGCCCAACGCCUCCAGGCCGCUGCCAUCCCCCAACUACCCCGGCCAGAGGAUGCCUGGACAGCAGCUGCCGGGACAAUACCCACCACCCAGCGGUGCCAUGGGACAGUUCUAUAAGCAAGAGCCCCCCUUUAACGGCCAAACAAAUAACUUCUCUGGUAGUGGAUAUCAGUACAGCCAGGGGAACAUGAAUGGGCCACCCAGACCUGUGGGAAACUACCCUCACUCCCCAGUGCCAGGCAACCCCACCCCUCCAAUGACCCCAGGAAGUAACAUCCCUCCGUACCUGUCACCAAACCAGGACGUGAAGCCCCCCUUCCCCCCCGACAUCAAACCAAAUAUCACCGCUCUCCCUCCUCCUCCAGCUAACCACAACGAGGAGCUGCGUCUGACGUUCCCUGUGCGGGACGGAGUUGUCCUAGAGCCCUUCAGGCUAGAGCAUAACCUGGCUGUCAGCAACCACGUGUUCCACUUACGGCCCUCUGUGCACCAGACGCUCAUGUGGAGAUCAGACCUGGAGCUGCAGUUCAAGUGUUACCACCAUGAAGACCGACAGAUGAACACCAACUGGCCUGCGUCGGUACAAGUCAGCGUGAACGCCACACCGCUCACCAUCGAGCGGGGCGACAAUAAGACCUCCCACAAACCCCUGCACUUGAAACAUGUCUGCCAGCCAGGGAGGAACACGAUCCAGAUCACUGUCACUGCCUGCUGCUGUUCCCACUUGUUUGUGCUGCAGCUGGUCCACAGGCCCUCAGUCCGCUCAGUGCUCCAGGGCUUACUGAAAAAGCGUCUUCUACCUGCAGAGCACUGCAUAACCAAAGUUAAGAGGAACUUCAGCAGCGUAGCAGCAUCAUCGGGCAACACGACGCUCAGCGGAGAGGACGGCGUGGAGCAGACGGCCAUCAAGGUUUCCCUCAAAUGUCCGAUCACCUUCAGGCGAAUACAACUUCCAGCAAGAGGUCAUGACUGCAAACACGUUCAGUGUUUUGAUUUGGAAUCAUAUUUACAAUUGAACUGUGAGCGGGGAACAUGGCGAUGUCCUGUAUGCAAUAAAACAGCGUUGUUAGAGGGACUGGAAGUGGACCAGUACAUGUGGGGAAUCUUAAAUGCAAUUCAAAACUCGGAGUUUGAGGAGGUGACCAUCGACCCGACGUGUAGUUGGCGACCGGUGGCUAUCAAAUCUGAAAUCCAUAUAAAGGAGGAUCCAGAUGGACCGCUCGCCAAGAGGUUUAAAACGAUGAGUCCCAGCCAAAUGAUCAUGCCCAAUGUGAUGGAGAUGAUAGCUCAGCUCGGCCCCGGACCCUCGCCGUACCCGUUACUACAAUCUCAGCAAGGGGGCAACAACAACGAAUAUGGCAGCGGAGGCAACAGUUACCAGGGGCACGGGAACUUCGAUUUCCCUCAUGGGACUCCUGGUGGUACGUCGAUGAAUGAUUUUAUGCACGGCCCCCAGCUGUCUCACCCACCUGACAUGCCCAACAGCCUGAUGACCCAAGAUAAGCCCCUCUCCCACAACAUGCCUGACUCAAUACCUCACUCUGCCGGCAAUGACCAGUCACACGGUCCAUUGCAGCAGAGCUUACACGCUUCUCCACACCCUGGGAGCCAAUCAGGGCAGCAGCUACACCACAGCGGGCCUCCUCAGCCGCAACGACAAGCUCCACCUCCUCAGCAACAACAGCAGCAGCAGCAGCAGCAACAACAACAUCAACAACAACAGCAGCAGCAGCAGCAGCAGCAGCAGCAACAGCAUCCUGGUCCUAACAACCAUCCCCACAGCGACCUCGCCUUCAACCCUUCGAGCAGUUUGGACAGCCAAGCGGGGUCGGACAUGCCGGAGCCAUCUCUAGACCUUCUUCCAGAGCUUGCGAACCCAGACGAGCUGCUGUCGUACCUAGACCCACCGGACCUCCCCAGCAAUAGCAACGACGACCUUUUAUCACUUUUCGAAAACAACUGAGGCAAUUCAGACACAUGAACUUCUCUGACUGCCUGCAGUUUCAGUACUUGACAAACACAAAGAUGCACUCCCUUUCUCUUCUUCCUCGUGUACAGUUUUCAUCGGCCAGCGCAGAUUGACUGAAAGAGGUUUAAAACUCAAAGACACGACAGGAUCCUUCAUGGUGAUACUUGUGCUCUGUGCAGCUAUACUCAGUUGUUUGUUUGUUUGUUUUUUUACACACAGGUGUUUGUGUGCACAUAAGUUACAUGUUGUAGCAUUUUUUAUUC
Labrus bergylta (ballan wrasse) is the source of this 3896-nucleotide messenger RNA. RefSeq names its product zinc finger MIZ domain-containing protein 1. Gene Ontology annotation, biological process: protein sumoylation; regulation of transcription by RNA polymerase II. Gene Ontology annotation, cellular component: chromatin. NCBI's taxonomy places the organism in Eukaryota, Metazoa, Chordata, Actinopteri, Labriformes, Labridae. Gene Ontology annotation, molecular function: zinc ion binding; SUMO ligase activity. The record is from RefSeq and is a predicted model, not a curated record.